This is a messenger RNA of Scomber japonicus (chub mackerel), 1194 nucleotides long. RefSeq names its product leucine-rich alpha-2-glycoprotein-like. The coding region runs from base 118 to 1113 and encodes 331 amino acids. Lineage: Eukaryota; Metazoa; Chordata; Actinopteri; Scombriformes; Scombridae. Gene Ontology annotation, molecular function: protein binding. The record is from RefSeq and is a predicted model, not a curated record. The transcript has 2 exons.
GUUUGCUUCUUGCAACAUUUUGUACUCAUCGCUGGGAACAAAUGGACACAGCAUUGUAUAAAACCAACACUUCAACAAAAAACAGAGAAUUCUGCUGUCCCUCUCAGUGGUUUAAAGAUGAACCUGUGGCUGCUCCUGAUAUUCACUGCACUGGCUGAGUGCCGUUACCAAAGAAGAGGCGCCCACUCUUGCCCAGAUCUGUGCACCUGUUCACCUACAGGUUCAGAGGUAGAGUGCAGCCAAAGCUCUCUUACACAUUUCCCUGUAAAGAAUUUACCUCCCAGUACCACUCGACUAUCCAUCCAAUCCACCAAUCUCAGCACUAUUUCAGCCAGUCAUUUGAGUGCUGUGCCCCUUUUAGACAACCUUCAGCUGUAUCACAACAAAGUGGACCGUCUUCCUUCAGAUCUAUUAAGGGGCAUUCCUCACCUGAACACUUUGGAUCUUACGGGUAAUCAGCUGGUUCAUCUACCUCCAAAUGUCUUCAACCAUGCCUCACUGCGUAGCCUGGUGCUCAAAAAUAAUCAGAUUGAAAAAGUGGAUGCUGAGUGGUUUUCCAACAGCAGCAGCCUGACUUGGCUGGACUUGUCUGGGAAUCGUUUAACAGACAUACCAGCAGCUCUGCUUCAGAAGCUGCCACAUCUGGAGAAUCUAGACUUGAGUCAUAACAAUGUGCAAGACUUACAAAUAGAUGCACUGAAGAACCUUCCCUGUCUAAAGACACUUAAUCUUGCUGGUAACAAAUUAAGCUCCCUGGAACCAACAACUUUCACCCACAACCUGAAACUGUCCCAACUGUUUCUGCAGGAAAAUCAGCUCCAAGGGCUACCAGCGACCCUGCUUCAAGGUCUCCAACACCUUGAACUACUUCUGCUCAAUCAAAAUCAUUUGCAGCAUCUCCCCUCAGGCCUGCUGGAGGACAGGAAUCCCUCAUUUCAGGCGAUCUUAUCAGGGAACCCCUGGGUGUGUGAUAAGAAGAUGGAGUAUCUGUGGAAGUGGCUCACUGCUCAUCCCCAGAAUGUCAUCUUUGUGGAGGAGGUGAUGUGUGCUGGCCCUGAAGCUCUCAAACAUCGCCAAGUGGUCUCUUUAACUGACAGUGAACUUGGUCUUUAAGAUGAGACAAGAUUUCAAAUAAGUAAUAAGGAGGAGGUUACAAAUGUGGAUAUUUCCCUUGCUAAUAUCUCACAUCUCAUA